AUGCUGGCUCAAUCUUCCACCGCCCAGCAGCAGGUCGUGCGGGUCGUGGCUGUCGUGGUCGCUUCUCUAGGUCUCUGGUAUUUCUGGCUCACAAAUUACGACUCGCUAAAGAGCCUGCCUCACCUUACAGGCUUUCCAACUCUCGCCGAGGACGACACCGGAACGCUCGAUUUCGUCCGCCGAGCAGCGCAAUUCGCACAUGUAGAGCUCUCGGCAGAGCUCAAAUACACCAAGAGAUGCAUCACGGCAGCUAAAGGCGUCUCACACGACCGACACGAGGUCGUGGAUGUCGCCGAGCCGCUGUUCACCGAGCCACUCGAAGUCGACCAAGGACAGCCAGGUCGAGUGAUAAAUUCGUGCGUGCCGAUUGCGCUGCCCUUUGCGGAUGCCUACCCAAAGACUGCGAAAUACAAUGAUCUCGCCUUCGGCAUGGCGACAAAGUACGGGCGCCUGUUGGAGUCUAUCGACACUAUCGCCUACUGGGCGGGCGAUCGAGGCUCGUUACUCGCCGUUGUGGUCGAAGACUAUAUGGAUCACGAGAGCGAGGUCAUGGAGCUCCUCGCCGAGUUUCGCAGGCGCAACGUCAACGCCCAGUUCAUGCCUCCCUUCGCGCCCAACCACACAAUGUCACAGUCACACUUCAUGAUACUCAACAAGAUGAUAUCCGAGACGGGACCGGAAACGAAAUGGUACGGGCUUCUCGACGACGAUACAUUCUUCCCGCACCUAGCGCCACUUUCCGCCGCCCUCGGCUCGUUCGACUCCGACAAUAAGGACCUCUACGUUGGCGGGCUGACCGAGGACUGGGGCUCGAUCAGCCGAUUUGGGCUGAUGGCGUAUGGUGGUGCGGGUGCUUAUCUCUCGGCUCACCUCGCAAGGAAGCUUGGGGCUAUGGAUCAGGCAUUACGGUGCCUCGAAGAGUCGCCACCCGAGCUGGGCGACAUCAUCAUUCGCGACUGCAUAUACCGGCACAGCGGUGCAAGGUUGACGGUCCUGCCGGAUUUGUAUCAACAUGAUCUCCUUGGCGAUCUACGCGGCUUCUUCGAGUCAGGCGUUGAACCGCUCAACCUCCACCACUGGAAGAGCUGGUACCACGAGCCCGUCAUCGCCAUGGCACAAGCGACGGACUUCUGCGGAAACUGUUUCCUUCAACGAUUCGCGUUCAACAACGACACAGUCCUCGCGAAUGGCUACUCGAUAAGCUUCUACCCGAAAGGUCUGGGAGCGAUCGAUCUCAACAAGAUGGAGCGAACCUGGGGCAAUGUGUAUGGUGAAGAGGACCCAAAGUACGGAUACACUCUAGGACCACUGCGAGACAGAGUGCCUGAUGGCGAGCACAAAACGUACUAUCUCAAGUAUACAGAGGCGAGACAGCGCGUCAUGCGACAGCUGUAUGUCUGGAAAGGUCUCAAGGGAGCAGCGGACGAGGUUGUCGAGCUCGUUUGGACGAGGUAA
Molecule: messenger RNA, 1455 nt
Organism: Microdochium trichocladiopsis
Lineage: Eukaryota; Fungi; Ascomycota; Sordariomycetes; Xylariales; Microdochiaceae
Exons: 3
Coding region: 1-1455 (484 amino acids)
Molecular function (GO): acetylglucosaminyltransferase activity
Source: RefSeq, a predicted model, not a curated record